This is a messenger RNA of Bufo gargarizans (Asiatic toad), 3908 nucleotides long. RefSeq names its product R3H domain containing 2 (gene R3HDM2). Gene Ontology annotation, molecular function: nucleic acid binding. The transcript is spliced from 25 exons. The coding region runs from base 484 to 3528 and encodes 1014 amino acids. Lineage: Eukaryota; Metazoa; Chordata; Amphibia; Anura; Bufonidae. The record is from RefSeq and is a predicted model, not a curated record.
GCUUGCUAGGAGGAGGAGGAGGGGUCUCGACAUUUUUUUUCCUUCCUUCAUUUCCUUUUUUUUCCUUUUCUUUUCUUUCUCUUUUUUUCUCCUUUUCUCCAUUCGUUCAUCUUUUCUCUCCGCCCAUCCCCCGUUUUCUCCGCUCCUAUUCUUUGUGAUGCCCCCCCAGCCUCCCGCGUGUGUCUCCGGCAGGCUCCCCUCCUCCUCUCUCGUAUAGCCGGGGCUGACCGGGCUGGAGGGAGGGCAGAGGCAUCCAUGUCAUUCUCCCACAGCUUCCCAUCACACGGCUUUCUUCAUCACGUUUAGUUGACACGCUCGUUGCCCUCUCCGGAGCUCUGCGCAGCCCGAGGAGGCAGGAAGCAACAGGCAAACCAUAUUAUCCACUUUGCUGGGUUGAAUGACGUCGUUUCUACAUAGAAUUGUUUGGAUUCUCCAGUAGACUUCUUUAGAUCCUAUUUUUGUUAUUACCGCUUGUGCUGUACUAUGUUGAAGAUGUCCCAUGGCCACACAACCCAGGAAGUUCUGGAGAUCAUGAAGGAGUCAGAAAAGCGUUUAGUUGAAGAGUCUGUAAACAGAAGUAAGGCCAUAUCUAGGUCACCCAGUAAAGAGGAACAGGAAUCUGAUGAACCAAACUCGCGUCAAGAACCCCAGAGGCGAAAUCCCAGCCACGGACAUGCCAGGAAGAGAGCCAAGUCAAACUCCAAGUUAAAAUUGGUGAGAAGCUUAGCUGUGUGUGAAGAGUCAUCUGGACCAUUUGUGGAUGGCUCCGUGGAACCUCAGGAUGUCAUUCAGUUGCAUAUCAGCUGCCCUUCUGAUAAGGAGGAGAAAUCCUGCAAAGAUGGAUCUGAGAAGGAGGAAAAAAAUAAAGAGAAGGGGCCAAAGAAAAUGUUGUCUAGAGAUUCUAGUCAAGAGUACACAGACUCUACAGGAAUAGACGUACAUGAAUUUUUAGUAAACACACUGAAGAAUAACCCAAGGGACAGAAUGAUGCUGCUAAAAUUAGAACAAGAAAUCCUUGAAUUUAUUAAUGACAAUAGCAAUCAAUUUAAGAAGUUUCCACAGAUGACCUCAUAUCACAGGAUGCUUUUGCACCGCGCUGCUGCCUACUUCGGCAUGGAUCAUAAUGUAGACCAAACAGGCAAAGCCGUGAUCAUUAAUAAAACCAGUAACACUCGAAUACCUGAACAAAGGUUCUCAGAGCACAUCAAAGAUGAAAAGAGCUGCGAAUUUCAACAAAGGUUCAUCCUAAAGCGGGAUGAUGCUAGCAUGGACCGUGAUGAUAAUCAGAUCAGAGUUCCUUUACAAGAUGGCAGAAGGAGUAAGUCCAUAGAAGAGAGAGAAGAGGAAUACCAGAGAGUACGGGAAAGGAUUUUUGCAAGAGAGUCUGCACAGAAUGGUCAUAUUCCGGAUAACAGAGGCAACAGAGACCUGCUGAACCGAGGCUCUUGUAGUCGUCAGAGCAGCACUGAAAGUGAAUUAAAGUCCCUGGAUCCAAGACCAUGGAGCAGCACAGACUCUGAUGGCUCCUGUCGCAGUAUGCGUCCUCCAGUUACCAAAGCCAGCAGCUUCAGUGGAAUCUCCAUCCUGACAAGAGGAGACAGUAUUGGCAGUAACAAAAGCACGACCAACCGCACCGGCCGGCCAGGUUUGCCCAUAGGCGCCCCAGAAGUGUGCAGCCAGGCUUCCUCCUCUCAGCAGUCUACUCGAAGCAUCAUACCUUGCACUGCACAGCAACAACAUGCCCAUACUCACCAGGCACUUCCACCCACUCCUCAGCAACAGUCCAUGAGUAACCACUUAAUGUCACAGACCCUCCAGCCCUCUCCACAACCGGUCCAGUACUCCGCCAGCUCCUGCCCCCAAGUCCUCCUGCCAGUUUCACCUCCCCAGCAGUACAAUCUGGCUGAUGAUUUAAAUAGUCACUUUGGACAGAUGACUUUAAGUCGCCAGGGCUCAUCUGAGGCGCCUGACCCCUCCACUGCCAUCUAUCAGUCUCCCCUUAUCUCCCAGCAUCCGCAGCAGGCUGGAUUCAUCAUGACAACUGGGGGACAAGCCAUUUCAGCAGCAGGCUACCCUUCCUCAGGGCACCCUUCUCCCACACAGCAGGUCAUCCCAACACAGGGUUUCAUGCAGCCUCCACAACAGAUUCAGGUCUCAUAUUAUCCUACUGGGCAGUUCCCAAACUCUAGCCAGCAAUAUAGACCUAUCUCACACGCAGCGGCCUACAAUUCACAACGCAAUCAACAGGUCACCCAGCCACCUCAACAACCUGGUAUGCAGCCCAUAAUUUCCAACCAGCCGCCAACUUACCAGGGUAUGAUGGGUGUCCAGCAAUCGCAAAGUCCUGCCAUGCUGAACAGCCAGAGAGCCAGUGUUGGGAAUCAAAUGCAGAGUAUGAUGGUGCAGUACACUCCACUACCUUCAUAUCAAGUUCCAGUAGGAAAUGAAUCACAGGGAGUUGUGCCACAAUCCUAUCAGCAAUCUGUACUGGUACCAGCUAACCAGUCAGUGCAGGGAGCCAUGCCAGCCGGAGGAAUGCCAGUAUACUACAGUGUUAUACCACCAGCACAACAAAAUGGCUCCAGCUCUUCGGUUGGAUUCCUUCCUCCUCCAGGUUCUGAGCAGUACCAGAUGCCUCAGUCUCCCUCUCCCUGCAGUCCCCCACAAAUGCAACAACAGUAUUCAGGAGUCAGCCCUUCAAGUCUGGGUGUGGUGGUGAUGCAGUUGAAUGUACCCAAUGGUCCUCAAGGAACAUCCCAAAACCCGCAAAUGGUCCAGUGGAACCACUGCAAAUAUUUUAGUGUUGACCAGCGGCAGAAACCUGAACAUCUAUAUGGUGCAGAUACUAGCGCUCAGCCUAGUAACCUUAUGAACAGUCCUAUUACGUCUCCAGCACAGUCCCCAACACCUUCUCCAGGCUCCAGCAUUAACAGUGUCUGCACUGGUCUCUCACCAUUAUCUGUCAUCUCCCAGUUUCCCCGACCUGUUGGCCCAGGACAAGGUGAUGGCCGAUACUCUUUGCUUGGACAGCCACUCCAGUACAACCUUUCUGUUUGCCCCCAAUUAUUGCACAGUCAGUCGCCCUACUCUGCACAACUGACAGGGAUGAAACAUGGAAACCGGGGAAAAAGGCAGGCCCUGAAGUCAGCAUCUACAGACUUGGGUACAACAGACAUAGUUCUUGGCAGAGUGCUAGAAAUCACAGACCUCCCAGAGGGCAUCACACGAGCCGAAGCAGGCAAACUUUUUACACAGCUGGCAAUGUCUGGGGCCAAAAUACAGUGGCUGAGGGACGCUCAGGGUCAUGCCCCAGGGCCUAAUGGUGAUCACCAUGGACCUGCAGAAAAUGGUCGCCAAGUUCACAACAACGACCUGGCAGCCUUUUAUACCAUCGUGGCAGUCUUCCCUAGCACCAUGGCAGCACAAAACGCCUCAGUGCAGCAAAACAGUCCGCUCAGCCGCUUCAAAUUGCGCAGCAUCAAGAAGAACUAUGAUUUGCGCAUACUGGAACGUGCCAGCUCGCAAUAGCGUGUGAAGAUGGGUGGGGGAAGAUGGGAAAGAAGGGGACAAGAGGGCUGCAGCAAAGACCCGGAGGAGUAAAAUAUUUCUCCCCCCCCUCCUCUCUUUUUUGUCACACUUCUUCCUCUUUGCCCUUUCUACCCCAAAAGAAGCACACUGGACUUAAUACAGCCUUUCCCUUUCUAACUCCACUUCCUCCGCGCACCUUUUUGUUCCUUUCAGAAGUUCCCUUUACGGUUGUACAUCUCUCGUUUGUCCCUUUUCUCAUCCGACCUCCUGAUUCGCUGUCCAGUACUCAUACUGUGUAACUCUCCCCCCUUCACUUGCUUUUUUUUUUUUUACUUGUCCAUCAACACUUCAUUUUCUUCCAGUGUCACCAUGCUGUUCAA